GUUUUCUGCCUGCCUCCUCCUCCCCUGCAGCUUCUUCCUUCUCGCCGGCGGCGGGAGGCUGGACUCUCGGCAUGAGGAAAGGAUGCAUGGGGGUGGUGCAGUGGUGCAGCAUUUUGAUAUUGAUUGGAGGUGUGACUCGAAGUGAUCCUUCCCCUCCUUCUUCCUUCUGAUUCGAUCCUCCUUCCAAGAUAACGCUACUUUGCUACCAUUAUCUUCUACCCACUCACGCACUUAGCCAGGCACGACUCCCGCUCCUCCUCUUUUUCCCUUGUUUUUGCGAACUAGUUCGAUUGUGGUGCUUUCAGAGGGAUACGAGCAGAGCGCACGAAAGGACCUGAGUGGAGAGCGCAGCGCGCAAGCCCCUUCCCUUUCGCCCUUUUUUGCCAAGGCCAAGGAUGACGAAGACAGCUGUCCACCCACCAUCAUCCCAGCCUAUGGAAGAGCAGCAUCGCCCCUCGACAGCGGGCACGACGAUGGCGGCGGGCAAUGUCCUGUUGCGAGUGGACGUGUUGCUGCUGCCGAUUAUGACGGUUGCUUAUGGGUUGCAGUUUUAUGAUAAGGCCGUACUAGGCUCCGCGACCAUCUUUGGAAUCUUGACAGACUUGGAUUUGCAAGUUGGCAAGGACCUCUCGAGGUACUCGCUUGCUACUGCUGCUUUUUACUAUGGGUACAUUGUCGGCGUGAUCCCUGCUGCGCUCCUCUCCCAACGUCUCAAGGUCACCGGCUUCCUCGGCGCAAGUAUCAUCCUCUGGGGCGCCAUCUGCCUCCUCACCCCCGCCAUCACCUCCUGGCGCGGUCUCGUAGUCCAGCGCGUCUUCCUCGGGCUAGUCGAAUCGACCGUCUCCCCAGGAUUCCUACUAGUGACGCGGCAGUGGUACACUUCCCAGGAGAUGCCAAUGAGGAUCGGCAUAUGGUACUCUGCCACGGGCUUCUUCAGUGUACUUUCUGGUCUGAUCAAUUACGGACUGGGAACAAGCACACAUAGCAUCCCGAUUUGGAAGACCCUCUUCCUCGUCCCAGGAUCGCUGACCGUCUUCUUCGGCAUUGCACUUCUACUACUUUUACCCCCGUCCCCGACGGAGCGACCGCUGCUGAAGAUACCAGGGUACAAUGUCUUCUCGGAGCAAGAAGUGGAGCUCAUCCUUGAAAAGACACGAGACGAGAUGCUCAGUCGCGAGCAGAGCAAGUGGAAUUGGUCACAGGUAGUCGAGGCGCUCCUCGAUGUCAAGGUCUGGAUCUUCACAUUCAUGGCCACGGCAAUUUACGUCGUCAAUGGUGGCGUGACGGCCUUUGGUCCCAUCAUCAUUCGUUCUAUAGGGUAUACGCCCACAAAGGCUAUCCUGCUGCAGACGCCAGGAGGAGCCGUCACCGUCGUCGCCAUCCUCGUCGUCGCCUUUGUCUCUCUACGCUUCAAGAAUGCCCGGCUGAUCCUCCUCUGCCUAGGUUCUCUACCGGUCCUCAUCGGCGCAGCCAUGAUUUGGGGCUCGAGCUGGAGCAACAAGGCCGUCCCGCUGGUGGGCUACUGGCUCCUGCCCGCCUUCGGAGCACCCUACGUCAUGCUCCUCUCCCUCGUAGGGGCCAACGUAGCUGGCUCAACCAAGUCUGCCUAUGCCUCCGGAGCCGUCUUUGUAGGGUACAAUGCAGGCAACAUUGCCGCCGCUUAUAUCCUCAAGCCAACCGAAGCGGCAAGACACUACCCCACCACCUGGGCCAUCAUCACUGCAAUGAUGCUCGUCACUAUGGCCUUGGCUGGGCUACUUGCAGGGAUCAUGGCUUGGGAGAACAGGAAGCGGGACCGCGAAGGGCACACAACAAAGAGCCAGAUUGAACAGCUGGGCGGGAUGGCUGAAGACCCCGUGGGAAGAGCUCAGGACGAUCUUGCCUCGGAGGAGUCCUUGAAGAUGCACAUCGAGCUGGACCAAAAGGACCUGACUGACAAGCAGAAUCGCGCAUUUAGAUAUGUCUUCUGACAGCACACCUCUCGUCGUAAUCGUACAUCGUCUUGCAACUGAUAUGUGAAGGCUCUGGUCUGCGUGUGAAUUGGGUUCUUGCUCAUCGUCUGUCGGCUCGGUCGCGUUGGGGAGCGCUAUGCUCACGGUCACGCGAGUUUCUCCGCCGCGAUCGCUCUUCAUCAUCGUCCUGAUCUGUCCGCCGAUGACGAUCUUCGUUGCGGUAUCCUGGGCUGUCGUGUCUGCUGUAUCGUGCUCUCCGGUGGUAAUCGGGAGAGUAACUCCUGUCCCUCCUGUGGUCCCUGCUGCCAUCUCGAGAGUCGCUCCUGUCCCUGCGCCGCUCGUAUCGAUCUUGGCCCUCCCUUGUCUCAGGACGACGGUCGCGAUCACCUCCAUGAUCACGGUGACGACUGCGAUGGUCUCCCUCUUCCUUCCUCUUCCUCCUCUCCUC
Messenger RNA from Microstroma glucosiphilum, 2400 nucleotides. Its product is annotated as MFS general substrate transporter. The transcript has 3 exons. Gene Ontology annotation, cellular component: membrane. NCBI's taxonomy places the organism in Eukaryota, Fungi, Basidiomycota, Exobasidiomycetes, Microstromatales, Microstromataceae. Gene Ontology annotation, biological process: transmembrane transport. Bases 396 to 1970 code for a protein of 524 amino acids. The record is from RefSeq and is a predicted model, not a curated record. Gene Ontology annotation, molecular function: transmembrane transporter activity.